UGAUGAAGCUGUUUCUUGCUUUUGCAUAUGUCGAGGAUCUGGUCUCAGAAAACCUGGAAAUGAGAGCUUUAUGCAACGAUGUAGACGUUGGUUCAACUGUCCACCACAAGGAUGCUGCCCAUUGGCCAGGAGGUUCCCAAAAGUCUCCCUGCCUGGAUCUGCCCCGGAGAAAGCCGGCUGACGGUCUCCUUUCUGAGCUGGAUCCCUCACAGCUUGCUAAGACCAAGACAGAUGCUCCCAUGUCAACCUUAGAGUUGCAAACCAUUGCAGUGCUGCCUACAGGUCCAGUUCCAUCGCUGUCAACUGACAUCAUGCUGGCUCCACAGCCAGAUGCAACUGUGGUACCGCCUCUGGUUUCAUCUACUCCAACAACCCUCUACCACACCUCUAGAAAUGGAGACAACUAUGAUACCACCUGCCAUGCCACCUCCAGAGGUUGCAUCAUUGCCUGCUCUGGAGGCAAAGCUUGAGACUUCAACUGAUAUAGCAUCAGUUGCACAGCCGACAGUAGCUCCAAUGACACCUGUACUGUCACCUCCAGAGUUCAAGUCAUUGACAGAUUCUGAUCUGGGGACAUCCACUUCACCAGCAGAAGCACCAUCUACAAGAGAGGAGGGAGCUCUGACACUGUCUUCAGAGGUGAUGUCCUUGCCAACUGUGGAGCUGGAGGCAGUUACUUUACCACAAGUAGGAUUAGUUCCACAGCAGGAUGUGGCUCCAAUGUCACCUAUACUGGCAUCUCUAGAACCAGAACCACUGCUGUUCCUGGAAGCAGCACCUGCUACCUCAAUAGAUGUGGCACCCACUGAAGAUCAGAAGGCAAUACUGGUGCCAUCUCCAGUGCCAUCUGUAGAGCUGAAAUCAGAGCCAGCUCUCACUCCAAUAGAAGAGCCAUCCUGCUCCUCAGCUGAGAACCUCGAAGAUGGAGUCAUGAAGAUGAAGCCUCCCCUCUUGACAUACACACCCAGGCUGCUGGCAGAACAGUUGACACAGAUGGAUGUGGAGCUGUUCAUAAAGGUCCCGGCCUAUGAUUGUCUGCAAGCCAUCUGUUCCCUUCGUGCAAAGAAGGGUGAGGAGCACCUGGCACCUGCCAUUCAUGCCACCAUCUCCCAGUCAAACCGUGUGGCAAACUUUGUCAUCGUGACCUGCCUGGGGGACCAGAAUAUGAAAACUUCGGACAGGGCAAAGGUUGUGGAGCACUGGAUCCAGGUGGCCAGGGAAUGCCACAAUCUCAGAAAUUUCUCGUCCCUCCAUGCCAUCCUCUCUGCUCUUCAGAACUCCUCAAUACAGCGUCUAAAGGAAACAUGGGAUAAAGUUUCCAGGGAUAGCUCCUGUGAAUUCCAAACUAUGAAGGAAACCUCCCUGAAUAGGGCCCUGCCAAUCCAGGAGGGGACCUCCAAGGAUUCCAAACUGGAGAUGAAACCAAAGAGAGAGGAGAAGAGGAAGCUGUGGGAGAGUAUAUCUCCACCGGACACUCGAGAAGAAUACCAGGUUGUUCCGAGGAUCCAGCGCCUCCAGGCAGGAUGCACCUACAUCCACUUUUGGCCCAUGGAGCAAUUUCGGACCUGGUUUGGGGCUGUGGAGCAGCUCAGCGAGUCUGAGCGCUAUCAUCUGUCUUGUGAGCUGGAGCCACCAGCCCUUUUUGCCAGCAACACACUCCAGCAUCUACACCACCCAGGUGUUCACAAGCCUCAGUGCACUGACAGAGAAGCCUCACAGUCCAGUGACCUGCUCCAGUUUCACCCUGACCUCAGCACUGCGGACCCAGAAUGCCUCGAUCCCUGGACAUGCGUGUCCCUCACCUCCUCCUCAGCCCCCCACCUGCAUGGAGCCCCUCUGAGCACCUGCAGACCCUCUGGCUCACAGCCUCUGUACAAUAAGCAGGUGGACGACCAGUGCAUCAUCCAUGUCAGCCUGCAUAUGGGCAACAGAAACACAUAUAAGAGCAUCCUGCUGACCUGCCAUGAUCGAGCUCCAGCAGUGAUCCGUAAAGCCAUGGAAAUGUACCACCUGAAGGACAAACCAGAGGAUUACAUGCUGGUGCAAAUAAUUUCAGAAGAUCGAAGGCUGAGGAUUCCUGACAAUGCAAAUGUCUUUUAUGGCAUGGACCCUUCAGGCAAUUAUGAUUUCCUUCUGACUAAGUGGACCUGCCCCAUCAGGACCAGGAUGAAGAAGAAAGGCUUCUCAACCCUUCUUCAGAGGAAAUGGAAGUGACUCAUGUUACAAAAGGGCAACUUCUAACUUGCCCUGAAGCCUGCUGGCCUCAGGGACACCCUUCCCACGUCUAGUUGGUGGGUCACUGUAGCCUUAUGUGACCAGAAUAUGCCAAGCCUGGUGGGCACUUCCUUCACCAUCAGUCAGCUGAGGCCUCCCUGUCCUGACUCUAGUUUGAGCCCUGAACCUCUCCUCCUGCCUGGCUUGACCCUACCCCUUGACAGACUGACCUAGGCUCAUGUGGACCAAUUGCUGCCUUAGGGUGCCCUGCACUAUCCUGGGGCCCAUGCAUUCUGGCCCAUGACCUUCUAAGGGUUUCUGACCCUCCUUACCACACUGAAGCUGUCUCAGGCUGCACCAAACAUUCAGCCCUCAGCACCUACCAAGAGGGAAGUCUCUUCUCCUGUUGUUGAAAGCAGUACAGUUUUUUAAAUGUCAAUCAGUUAUCUAUCUAAUCUGGUUUUUCAAAAGUUCUGUAAGACCAUAAUCUAAUAGGAAUUUUCUCUUCACUGGAUAAUGAAAGAGAGGAAACAGAGUUGCCCAAAUAUUUAAAAAAAGUUAUUCCUGGUCUUUGGAUCCAAACCACUGGACUCUCAGCGGUGCUGCAGCUGGGAGCGGUAGUCGGGGUUGCAUCCU
Molecule: messenger RNA, 2850 nt
Organism: Choloepus didactylus (southern two-toed sloth)
Lineage: Eukaryota; Metazoa; Chordata; Mammalia; Pilosa; Megalonychidae
Product: ral guanine nucleotide dissociation stimulator-like
Exons: 15
Coding region: 331-2214 (627 amino acids)
Biological process (GO): positive regulation of GTPase activity; Ras protein signal transduction
Cellular component (GO): plasma membrane
Molecular function (GO): guanyl-nucleotide exchange factor activity
Source: RefSeq, a predicted model, not a curated record